This is a messenger RNA of Ilex paraguariensis (yerba mate), 1926 nucleotides long. Lineage: Eukaryota; Viridiplantae; Streptophyta; Magnoliopsida; Aquifoliales; Aquifoliaceae. The record is from the annotation of a GenBank genome assembly.
AUGGGCACCAACCCAGCAUCCUACACUCCCAAACCAGAACAAAAUGAAUCCACCGGUUCUCCGGCGGACUACCGGCGACCGUCGAAGGGUCUCGUCGGUAUCUUCCUCUCCGGACUCUUUAUGUCUUCUUUUGUAUAUCUGAUCGUCAAUCAAGGGUCAGAACCCCAGUCAGAAGUCAAUGCCCAUCAGCAGAAGUCUUCGCCUUCAAAAUCGGUUUCACCCGUUACUUUGAAACCUCCAUCGAGAGGGGAAUCUGAGGGUGUAUCAGAAGAGACUUUCCGGGAGAUUAGCGGCGAAACUGAGGACUAUCCUUGGACCAAUUCUAUGUUGUCUUGGCAAAGAACAUCUUACCAUUUUCAACCUGUAAAGAACUGGAUGAAUGGUCCAUUGUUCCAUAUGGGGUGGUACCAUCUUUUUUACCAAUAUAACCCUGACUCUGCCGUUUGGAGCAACAUCACAUGGGGCCAUGCUGUAUCAAGGGAUCUAAUUCAUUGGCUCCACCUUCCCUUGGCGAUGGUUCGUGAUAGCUGGUUCGAUUUCAAUGGUGUAUGGACCGGGUCCGCCACAAUCCUUCCUGAUGGUCAGAUCAUCAUGUUGUACACUGGGUCCACCAAUGAUUUUGUGCAGGUGCAAAAUCUUGCGUACCCUUCCAACGUGUCCGAUCCUCUUCUCCUUGAAUGGGUCAAGUACCCUGGUAACCCGGUGAUGGCGCCUCCAUCGGGCAUUGCUGAUGAUGACUUUCGUGACCCGACCACAGCAUGGCUCGGCCUGGAUGGUAAGUGGCGGAUCACAGUCGGGUCAAAGGUUAAUAAGGAUGGAAUGGCGUUUGUUUACAAAACAACAGACUUCAUAAGCUACGAGCUGGCGGAUCAGAGUCUGUAUGCGAUUCCAGGCACGGGUAUGUGGGAGUGUGUCGACUUUUACCCGGUUUCUACUACUGAGCCAAACGGGUUGGACACAUCUUCAAAUGGGCCGGGCAUUAAGCAUGUUCUGAAAGCUAGUUUACAAGAUUAUGCGCAUGAUUAUUAUGUACUCGGGACCUAUGAUCCGAUAACGGACACAUGGACCCCCGACAACCCGGAUUUGGAUGUGGGUUUCAGGUUUCGGGUCGAUUAUGGAAAAUACUAUGCAUCAAAGACGUUUUAUGACCAAUAUAAGAAGAGGAGGAUCCUGUGGGCAUGGAUUGGAGAAACCGAUAGUGAAGAUAUUGACAUCGCGAAGGGCUGGGCCUCUGUUCUGACAAUUCCAAGGACUGUGGUGUUUGACAAGAAGACAGGAACCAAUAUACUUCAAUGGCCCGUUGAGGAAGUGGAGAGUUUGAGGUUGGGCAGUCAUGAAUUCGAAGAGGUGGAUCUUCAUCCAGGAUCAGUUGUGCCACUCGUUGUGGGCUCUGCUACACAGUUAGACAUAGUUGCCGUGUUUGAAAUAGAUAAAGAAGCCUUGGAGGCGACCGUUGAGGCUGAUGUGGGUUACAAUUGCACUACUAGCGGUGGGGCUCGCAGUAGAGGCAUUUUAGGACCAUUUGGCCUUCUAGUUCUCGCUGACGAAACUCAUUCUGAGCUUACACCUGUUUAUUUCUACAACGCUAAAGGCACUGAUGGGAGUGCUGAGACAUACUUCUGUGCCGAUGAAACAAGGUCAUCAAAAGCUUCUGAUGUUGGCAAACAAGUUUAUGGAAGCAAGGUUCCUGUGCUCAAUGGUGAAAAAUUAUCUAUGAGGCUAUUGGUUGAUCACUCCAUAGUGGAGAGCUUCGCUCAAGGAGGGAGGACAGUCAUCACAUCGCGAGUUUAUCCUACAACAGCAAUUUAUGGAGCAGCACGGGUGUUCCUGUUUAACAAUGCCACAGGAGUGAGUGUCAAGGCAUCAGUAAAGAUUUGGCACAUUGAUUCAGCAGAUAUUCACCCUUUCCCCUUGGAUCAAUUGUAA